AUGGGCAUAUUCGACCCGAGCCACUGGCUGCCCAGAGAUGUUACUUGGGACGUGCUGGAAAGCACGGAAACCGCCCUCUACCCAUCGGCUCGGGAUGUGUACAUCGCCAUGGGACUGGGCAUCGCCAUGGUGCUCCUCCGAAUCCUGCUCGAAUGCUACGUGUUCGUCCCGAUUGGCUGGUACUUUGGCUGGAUCAAGCAGCCGAUGCAAGAACGAAUGCAAACGCAUCUACGCGGCGGCUUCAUGGGUAAAUCGAGGUUAAAGCGGGUAUCCGAGUGCGGCUGGCGGUUUUGCAUGUUCGUCUCGAUGUUUACCGCCGGAUAUUUUGUACUCCAGGAUCAGCCCCAGUUUGCUGAUGUGACUGAGUGCUGGCGUAACUGGCCGGCGCAUCCACUUCCACUCAAGGUCUACUGGUACUACACGAUAGAGACGGCUUUCUACUGGUCAUUGUUAUUUGGUCACGUCUUCUUCGAUGUGCGUCGACAUGACUUUUUCCAAAUGCUGCUCCAUCAUACGGUCACGCUGCUGUUGCUGUACAUCAGCUGGACGAUGAACAUGGUCCGUGUCGGCACGCUGAUCCUGUUUAGCCACGACGCUGCUGACAUUUUCUUGGAGCUCGGCAAGCUGUUCCGCUACGCAAACUGGCAAACGUUGCUCUCCAUCGACUUUGUCGUUUUGUUAGUGGUAUGGAUGGGCACGCGGCUGUUCUACUACCCGUUCUGGAUCAUCAACAGCAUUGUGUUUGAUGCGCCAGCAUUGAUUCAGGCCGAUUAUUCGUGGGGCAACAUCUUCCAACGGCCAAUUGUGCCCCGCGUGCUGAUGGUAAUGCUGUGCACGUUGUUGUUGCUGCACGUCUUCUGGACCUGGAUUCUAUUGCAAAUCGGCUACCAAGCGAUCACAACACCAACCGGCGUCGACGAUAUCCGCGAAGAGUCGGAGAGCGAUUCCGAGGACGAUUCGGCCAGCAAGAAGAAGGAU
Molecule: messenger RNA, 978 nt
Organism: Mesorhabditis spiculigera
Lineage: Eukaryota; Metazoa; Nematoda; Chromadorea; Rhabditida; Rhabditidae
Source: the annotation of a GenBank genome assembly